Molecule: messenger RNA, 345 nt
Organism: Lichtheimia ornata
Lineage: Eukaryota; Fungi; Mucoromycota; Mucoromycetes; Mucorales; Lichtheimiaceae
Exons: 3
Coding region: 1-345 (114 amino acids)
Source: RefSeq, a predicted model, not a curated record
AUGCCAUUCAAAAUUGCUAACCACGGGGGUCGAUAUCUCUAUGUCGACGAUGAUAAUCAAAUCCAAGCUGAUCACAACUAUGACUUGAGCCGACCACCCAGUGAUUUGGCUUCCAAGGGCACUGUCUUUGACACGGGCAAACAACAUCAGCUGGUGACAAACAAGGGCCCUGUCAAAUACAACAUGGGUGGCACACCGAUAGAUUUACAACUGGAGCAAAUUAAUGCAGAUGAAUACGUCAUUCGCACGAGUCGUGGCAAACAUUAUCUGUUUUCUGGUCUCGAAUCAAUCCGUGUGGAGGAUCAAGUAGGCCCCAUGGGCAUCUUUACUGUUGUCAACGAAUAA